Molecule: messenger RNA, 1752 nt
Organism: Thlaspi arvense
Lineage: Eukaryota; Viridiplantae; Streptophyta; Magnoliopsida; Brassicales; Brassicaceae
Source: the annotation of a GenBank genome assembly
AAAAGUAUGAAAUCCGAAUUACCAAAAAUAAGAAAACAAGCUGAAUUGAUGUCAACUUGGUGAAUGCUGUCCAAAUCUUGUUAUCAUCUUGGGCCAUAAGUGGGGCCCAAUAAACAAAAGGAAUUUUAAUUCCCCUAAGAGUCUACGAGUCUCUGCGAUGGUAACUGUAUCUCUAAGCAGCACACAGAAACCGAAACACAUUCAGAGCUCAUCUUCACUCCGAUUCUCUUCCAUUUUUGCUCUCUCAGAUUUCGAAAUCUCCAUGUUUUUAUCUCUAUCUCUUCCAUUUCUAUACUAUCUCAGAUUUUGAAAUCUGCCUCCGAUCUCCCUCUCUCUCACUCUCUAUCUCUUUCCUCUGAUCGUGGAUUAAGAUGGAGAGCUUACCCACGACGGUUCCGUCUAAAUCAGAACGACGAGGAAGAUCCUCCAAGUCUCACAAUAACUCUAAGCCUUCAGUUAUUUUGGCAUUCUUCUCUUGCGUCGCUUGGCUCUACGUCGCUGGCCGGUUAUGGCAAGAUGCAGAGAAUAGAGUGAUACUCAAUAAUAUGCUUAAGAAGAAUUAUGAUCAGAAGCCUAAAGUUAUUACUGUCGAUGAAAAGCUGAUGGUUUUAGGAUGCAAAGAUCUUGAGAGGAGAAUUGUUGAGACUGAAAUGGAGUUGACUCUUGCAAAGAGUCAAGGCUAUCUGAAAAACAAUAAAAGUGGUUCUUCCUCAGGGAAGAAAUUGCUUGCUGUAAUUGGAGUAUAUACUGGAUUUGGAAGUCAUCUGAGGCGAAAUACAUUUAGAGGCUCUUGGAUGCCACAAGGUGAUGCUUUGAGGAAACUUGAAGAAAGAGGAGUUGUCAUACGUUUUGUGAUUGGUCGAAGUCCAAACCGAGGAGAUAGCUUAGAUCGAAAAAUUGAUGAGGAAGAUGGAGCAAGAAAAGAUUUUAUAAUUCUUGAGAAUCACGAGGAGGCACAGGAGGAGUUACCCAAGAAAGUUAAGUUCCUCUACAGUGCUGCUGUUCAAAACUGGGAUGCAGAGUUUUACGUCAAAGUUGAUGACAAUAUUGACCUAGAUCUUGAGGAGUUGAUUCGUCUCCUUGAAAGUCGCCGUGGUCAAGAUUCUACUUACAUUGGGUGCAUGAAGUCUGGCGAAGUUGUUGCUGAAGAGGGAGGGCAAUGGUAUGAGCCAGAAUGGUGGAAGUUCGGAGACCAAAAAUCGUACUUUCGUCACGCAGCUGGUUCGCUUAUAAUACUAUCGAAGAAUCUGGCUCAGUAUAUAAACAUAAACAGUGGAUCAUUGAAGACAUAUGCAUUUGAUGAUACCUCUAUAGGAUCUUGGAUGAUUGGUGUUGAUGCAACUUAUAUUGACGACAACCGCCUUUGUUGUAACAGUAUUAGACAAGAUAAGGUGUGUUCUGUGGCUUGAUCAAAAGACUCUAACAGUCUCUUCCAACAAAACUCUUUGGUGUAAUCAUGGCGCUUCUGAUAUGUUAUUGGAAAGUUGUUUUUGUGGGUAUCAUCAGCCAUUAUUUCACAGCUAAUAUAGGAAUUUUAGCUACGAAAAAAAGGAAAAGAACAUUAUAAUUAAGUUACAACUGACCAAAAAUAGUAGAAUUGGUUUAAUUCCAUCCCAGCUUUGAACUAUAGUUUGAGUGAUGGAGUGACUUAUAUUGGAACUUCUCAAUGAAAAAUACUUGCUUUCUCUUGUUCUCUUGUUUGUUGUCCGUUAAUUUAGCAAGAAUAACCAUAGAUAAAUCUAUAUAUUAAAG